GCCCUGAAUGUGUUUGAAGGUUGGGAUCUGUGAACUCCCAUUUGAUCCUAUCAGUUCUGAGGUCGCUGGAGGAGCUGGUGGAACGUGUGUUAUUCGUGGUUGUGUUCCUAAAAAGAUUUUGGUGUAUGGUGCUUCUUUUGGUCCUGAACUGGAGGAUGCAAGAAAUUACGGGUGGGAACUGAAUGAAAUAAAUUUCACUUGGAAGAAACUUCUACACAAGAAGACAGAAGAAAUAGUCAGAUUGAAUGGAAUCUAUAAGCGCAUGCUUUCAAAUGCUGGAGUUAAGUUUUUCGAAGGAGAGGGAAGAGUUGUAGGUCCUAAUGAAGUUGAGGUGAUCCAAUCAGAUGGAACAAAAAAAAGUUAUUCUGCAAAACAUAUUCUAAUUGCGACUGGAAGCCGCGCUCAGCGUCCACAUAUUCCUGGCCAGGAAUUAGCCAUAACAUCAGAUGAGGCGUUGAGCUUGGAUGAGUUGCCCAAGCGAGCUGUUAUACUUGGUGGAGGGUAUAUUGCUGUUGAAUUUGCUUCAAUAUGGCGGGGCAUGGGUGCAACGGUAGAUUUGUGUUUCCGAAAAGAACUUCCUUUAAGAGGUUUUGAUGAUGAAAUGCGAGCAGUAGUUGCAAGAAAUCUGGAAGGCAGAGGCAUCAACUUGCAUCCUCAGACAACUUUAACCGAGCUGGUCAAAACAGGAGACGGUAUAAAAGUUCUCACUGACCAUGGUGAAGAAAUAAUUGCGGAUGUCGUACUUUUCGCCACCGGCAGAGCUCCUAACACGAAAAGGUUAAAUCUGGAAUCCGUAGGUGUUGAGCUUGAUAAUAGAACCCGAGCUGUGAAGGUUGAUGCUUAUUCCCGCACCAACAUAUCCAGCAUUUGGGCCAUUGGUGAUGUGACAAACCGAAUGAAUCUUACUCCUGUUGCCUUGAUGGAAGGAACUUUUUUUGCUAAAACUGUGUUUGGUGGACAACCUGCUGCACCUGAUUAUGGGCAUAUUCCUUGUGCUGUGUUUUGCAUACCUCCACUGUCGGUAGUUGGUCUCAGUGAAGAACAAGCUUUAGAGGAGGCGAAUGGUGACAUUUUGGUUUUCACAUCAACAUUUAAUCCAAUGAAGAAUACUAUCUCUGGACGUCAAGAGAAGAUGGUAAUGAAGCUUGUGGUUGAUGCUGAGACUGAUAAAGUCCUUGGAGCUUCCAUGUGUGGGCCUGAUGCACCUGAGAUCAUGCAGGGCAUUGCUAUUGCGCUCAAAUGUGGAGCAACCAAAGCACAAUUCGACAGCACGGUUGGAAUUCAUCCUUCUGCUGCUGAGGAGUUUGUGACGAUGAGGUCUGUCACAAGGCGGGUGAUGGAAGCUGACGGACUGCGGCGGUUCAUGGCAGAGAUGCAGGGGGAAGCAAACUCGACGGUGGAGGGCGCGCAGGGCCUCAUCGAUUUGACGGGCUCAAGCACUCACACUUGUUUCAUAGGCGGGGGAUGA
Striga asiatica is the source of this 1468-nucleotide messenger RNA. The record is from the annotation of a GenBank genome assembly. NCBI's taxonomy places the organism in Eukaryota, Viridiplantae, Streptophyta, Magnoliopsida, Lamiales, Orobanchaceae.